Messenger RNA from Botrytis sinoallii, 357 nucleotides. RefSeq lists its product as uncharacterized. Lineage: Eukaryota; Fungi; Ascomycota; Leotiomycetes; Helotiales; Sclerotiniaceae. The coding region runs from base 1 to 357 and encodes 118 amino acids. The record is from RefSeq and is a predicted model, not a curated record. The transcript has a single exon.
AUGAACAAAUAUCUGCUUCAACCGUUAACCUUCGUGAAGGCGAACGAAAGACCAGUCAGUAAGCCACUUCCUUUGACUCCUGGCUCUGCCUUGGUUUCUUCAUUAGAGAUAGAAAAUGAAAUGCUUCGAAAGGAAAAUCAAUCGCUGCGACAUGACAUACAAGUUGGCAGGGACCGACUUCGUCGGUACCGAAGGAUAAAUGUUACCGCGAAAGCUUUCUUCCAGCAAACCACACUAAGUGCACAAAGGUUUGAAAAUAUCCUCCUUGAUGUGCAAGAAGGAAAAGGUGCUCAGUACUCUGAGCCCGAUCCUCUUAUAAAGAGCAACCAGAAUCAGGAUGGCGAAAAUUGGAUUUGA